This is a messenger RNA of Eurytemora carolleeae, 1030 nucleotides long. RefSeq lists its product as uncharacterized. Lineage: Eukaryota; Metazoa; Arthropoda; Copepoda; Calanoida; Temoridae. The record is from RefSeq and is a predicted model, not a curated record. Bases 31 to 426 code for a protein of 131 amino acids. The transcript is spliced from 4 exons.
UUGUCAGCAGGUUACAGCUGAAUAUAUAUAAUGAUUGUAUCUAGGGAGAAAAGAGAUGCUGCUUCUUGUCAGCUGGUUACAGCUGAAUAUGGACAAUGUGCUGCUGCGUCCGCCCAGGCCGUGUCCAGUAAGAUGACCGAUGCUAACACCAAACCGGAUUUUAUUGCUCGAAGCGCCUGUAACUGGCUCACUCAGUUGGAUGAUUGCUCUGCCCGUCUCACCUUAGACUGCUUCACCAAGUCCCAGAUCAUGACAAUGAGGGAUAAACAGAUUGAACAGAUGCUCCGACAGUUCGGGAAUAUUCCAGGAUGGGACGAUUCUAAAUGCCCCGUCGUCAAGGAGUAUCAGAUGAGAAGUGGUGCAGAGACAACCUUUAUCUCUUUUUCUCUUUUCUUUGCUGUCCUCAUUCUUCUUAAUCAGCUUUAAACUCCUCUAUUCAGUUUUAUGUGUUUAAACAUGUUUGUCUGUAUAUAUAUAUAUAUAUAUACCACUAUUCUCCCAUUGUUUAGCUUUUUCUUUGCUUAAUCUCUCUUUUUUUUUUGAGACAAAACAGAAAUUUUUCUCUAACUCUUUAAUUUUUUUGACCGAUAAUUUUUUCAAUGAGCUUUUUUAAAUAGUUUGUUCUGCAUUUAACGAAAGUUGGCUUUAUCCCUAUCAUUAUUUAGGGGAAAUAAGUAAUUUUUUUUCAAAAUUCAAAAUUGAAAUUAUGAUUUUGCAUAUAUUUGAUUACGGAGGUUUACGGAAAGCAGUGGAAUUUAUAAAUAUUUAUGAAAUUUUUAAAAACGUCAGUUCUGACAACUAUAUAUUUUAGCGACAUUUAUCACUGUAAAUAGAAAAAUAUCACAUUUUAAUGUUGUAGGUAUUUACUUCCAACAUUUUUAAUCAAUGUUUUUAACGGUAACUUUUUAUUAUGUUUAAACAGAUGUAUUUAAAACAUUUGAUAUUUUGAUUAACAAGUAAUAAAAAUAAUAUUUUAUGAUAUAUUAAAGAAUGUAAUUGCUAACGUCAAUAUAAUUAUUAUUUUGGUAAA